Messenger RNA from Pelagomonas calceolata, 1888 nucleotides. The record is from the annotation of a GenBank genome assembly. NCBI's taxonomy places the organism in Eukaryota, Pelagophyceae, Pelagomonadales, Pelagomonadaceae.
CUCACGUCACGACGCGCUGCCCAAACGACAAACUGCUGCCCAAAAAAUGGUCCUCUCGGCCCCAGCGGAACCGAUCUUCCUCGUCGGCGUGGCGCUCGGCGUCCUCAUCGCCGGUGCCAUCUUUGCACUUAAUAUGCGGCGCUGGCGGGCCCAGCAGCGCCUGCGAUGAAACAGGUCGCGGCGGCGGCGGCCGCGGCGCUGGCGUACCACUGGUGGGCAUCUCGUAGGAAGCGCACGGCGAAGGAGCGGAGAGAAGCGGCGCUCGAAAAACGCUUCGAAGCGAAAGCAGGACUGACCUUGUACGGCAACGUCGCGAGCCCCUGCACGCGGCGCGUGUUGAUCCACCUGAAGUUGCAUGGUGUUUCCUACAAAUUCGUGGAAGUCAAUUUGCUGCGGGGCGAGCAGCGCUCUGAAGCUUACAAGAAGAUCAAUCCUCUCUGUAAAGUGCCCGCCCUGCGUCAUGAUGAUUUGAUACUCUACGAGUCGGGCGCCAUUUCGUAUUACAUCGAUUCCAAGUUCGGCCCCCAAAAUGAACCUUUGGAGACGCCGUGGCUCGACUGGGAGCUGUCGCUCGCCGACGCCUUUUCAAGGUUAUCGAGGCAGUACGUCGACGCUCAUAUCGUGCGGUCCCUGCAUGCGAGGCCGCACUUCGUCCAAGAUUUGCCAGAGGGGCCCUUCGCGGCCAAGUGGACCCGCAUCUUCGACGGGACAUUUUGUGAAGGUAUUGAAGCCGAAGCAUGUCUCGAGCGCGUCGCGGCACAUCUGAGUGAGCUCGAAGGGGCGCUGGCGGACGGUCGCGCGUUCUUGGGCGGUGCAGAGUUUUCGGCGGCCGACGCGGCGGUGCUGCCGCGAUUACUGAAAUGUCCGCAGAACCACUUCCUCCGCACGCCCUUGCAGGAGGAACGGUUCGGUAAUAUAAUAGCGUACGUCGAGCGGUGCCUCGCUUUGCCAGUCCUGGACGCGGGCGCGGCGCAGACGCGGCUCUUCUGGCGGCCGAACGUUGUUGGUAGGUUUGUGGUGCCGGUACUGGAGGCCUGGGGCAACGUCCGCAACGCGGCGUACUCGACGGUGCACCGCGCCUCUGCCACGGCCGUCGACGCGGCCGUGGCGCGGACGCCCAAGUUUACGGCGAGGCCGUCGACGACGGCCCGCACGCUCGUCGUCGACGCGGCGGCGGCCACGUGCUUCGCCGUCAGAAUCGCGGCGCGCGAGCUCGGGGACAACGUGACGGUCCUGACGCUCGACGCGCCCUCGCUCGAGCGCCUCGCCCCGACGCCCGACGCGCUGGCGGCGUGCGGCGCCCUCGCCGGCGGCUGCGCGCGGCUGCCUCUGUUGCUUGGUGGUGGUGAGGCCGUCGCCGGGGCGCUCGCCGUCGCCACACAGCUCUCAAACGGGCGCCUUGGCGAUAGCCUGGACGCGGCAGUCUCCAUCAAGCGGUGGAUGCACUGGGCGCGAUCCGUCGACGGCGACGUGCUCCAGCGCCUCUACGCUUUGUAUGUUGGGCCGCGGCGCUUGUUGGAACGGGGCGGUAUCGAGUACGCGCUGGCGCCGCUGCCUCCGGUCGAACGAACCUUAGCACUGGAGCGGUGCCGCGAUUGUAAUGCGCCCCUUGACACCGCGCUUACCGCCGAACUCGCGGCGGCCCUCGCGACGGUCGAGGAGACGCUCGCGAAUGGCGAUCUGGCGCCGGGGUUUCCUUCUCUAGCCGACGCCUUCGCGUUUCCCAUCGUCGAAUGCGCCCACGCGUGCGGCGCGGCGCCUCUCUCAGGGUCGGUCGCGGCGGCGCCGCGGCCGGCGACGCUUGCUUGGCGCGCCUCGUUGUUGGAGCGGGAGGCGUUCGCGGAGGUUGGCGCGGAGAUUGGGCGGCUUUGGGGGGUUGAUUCAUAAC